GGCGGGCGGGGCCACUCGGUUUGCGCAGGCGCGCGGUCCCUCAAACUUUCCCGACUUCGGGGCGAAUCUGAAGGAGCGGAUUGUAUUGUUGGUGAGAUUGGAUUCUGGCUGUCUCGGGAUUGGACCUGGUGGAUGCCUGGACCCAGCUGGAUUGAUACAUUCAGAUUGUCUUCUACACCUGGUGCCUAACGGGAGCAGAGUUGGAGCAGCUGACACAAGAAGAGCAGGAUGGAUGACAUCUUUACCCAGUGCCGAGAAGGCAAUGCGGUUGCAGUCCGGCUCUGGCUGGACAACACGGAGAAUGACCUGAACCAGGGAGAUGACCAUGGCUUCAGUCCCCUUCAUUGGGCUUGCCGUGAGGGUCGCUCCAAUGUUGUUGACAUGUUGAUAAUGCGUGGAGCUCGGAUCAAUGUGAUGAACCGGGGUGAUGACACACCACUGCACCUUGCUGCCAGCCAUGGGCAUCGGGACAUUGUUCAGAAGCUUAUCCAAUGUAAAGCAGACGUCAGCGCGGUGAAUGAACAUGGGAACACGCCACUGCACUACGCCUGUUUCUGGGGUCAUGACGAGGUCGCUGAGGAUCUGGUGCUCAAUGGAGCCUUAGUCAGCAUCUGCAGUAAGUACGGAGAGACUCCAUUGGACAAGGGAAAAGCCCACUUGCGUGAGCUACUGAAGGAACGUGCAGAGAAGCUGGGCCAGAGUCUGACUAAAGUACCCUACAAGGACACCUUCUGGAAAGGAACAACACGCACUCGCCCCCGAAAUGGAACAUUGAACAAACACGCUGGCAUCGACUUCAAGCAGCUGACCCUCAAUCAUAAAAUCAAUGAGAACCACUCUGGAGAGCUAUGGAAAGGCAGGUGGCAGGGGAAUGACAUUGUGAUCAAAGUCCUCAAGGUGCGUGACUGGACCACACGGAAAAGCCGGGACUUCAACGAGGAGUAUCCAAAGCUUAGAAUAUUCUCACAUCCCAACGUGCUGCCUGUUCUUGGAGCCUGUCAAUCACCACCAGCCCCACACCCCAUCAUCAUCACACACUGGAUGCCUUAUGGAUCUCUGUAUAAUGUCCUGCAUGAGGGAACAAAUUUUGUGGUGGACCAGACCCAGGCGGUAAAGUUUGCCUUGGACAUUGCCCGGGGGUUGGCCUUUCUGCACACCCUCGAGCCCCUUAUCCCCAGACACUACGUCAACAGCAAGAGCAUCAUGAUUGACGAGGACAUGACAGCUCGAAUCAGCAUGGCUGACGUCAAAUUCUCCUUCCAGUGCCCAGGGAGAAUGUACGCCCCAGCCUGGGUUGCUCCAGAAGCUCUUCAGAAAAAGCCAGAAGAGAUUAACAGGCGUUCUGCGGACAUGUGGAGCUUUGCCAUUCUCCUGUGGGAGCUGGUAACCCGGGAGGUGCCCUUUGCAGAUCUCUCCAACAUGGAGAUCGGGAUGAAGGUGUCUCUGGAAGGUCUCCGGCCCACCAUCCCCCCUGGAAUCUCCCCUCACAUUUGCAAACUGAUGAAGAUCUGCAUGAAUGAGGAUCCAGCGAAAAGACCAAAGUUCGACAUGAUUGUGCCUAUAAUGGAAAAGAUGCAAGACAAGUAGAGUAAGGGGAUGGAAGGAUUUUGCCCCCCUUUACCCCCAACCCGUCAGCCUUACAGCUUCCAGUAACCACACGCAGCCUAUGCAGGACUAUUCCACCAUGAAGACUCUCACUGCUCCUGGACUCUGAAUUGAGAUCUCUGAGUUUCAAAAACAUGUUACUGUCUCCAUUUGUUUACAGUGAGUGUGUCUGUUGCAGCCUUUUCUCACUGCCUGAUUUAUAUUGACGAGAACUCUGCUAAUGCCUGGGGGUACAAGGCCUUCAUUAUCAUCCAGUCUGGUUACAUCAGAGACUUAAAUUCAAAUUGAGAAGAAGCCUGUUAACUUAUCCCUGGGUUAGAGAGAGAGAGAGAGGGGAAAUCAACCCGGGUUACUGCUCCUGAUCAUGGUCCAGUGCUUAUUCCUGGAAAGGGGCACUGUCUGUCCGUGGAACUGGUACAGAAACACUGUCUGUCUCUGUCUGUGACUCUCCAGGGUGGGACUGGUACGGGUGACUGUUUUCAUCAUUGUUAAAGAACAAUAUUUGUAAAAGUCAGCUACAGACAUUAGUUUUAUUACUUGCAGUACACUCCUAACCUGGAUCUGCUUGCAACUCUACCUGUGCAAACAUUCUGAAACUUCCUCUCUUCCAGUCAUCCUCCAGUUACAACCUGUAUCUCCAGUUACAACCUGUAUCUUCUCUGCAGCUGAAUUUGACCCCAGGUUCCAGAGAGUGAAAGGUCAAUGUCUGACCCCCACUGUCCCUGUCAGAGAGGAACCCUUGGCAAUUAGAAACUUUCAAUCAGGUCGGGACUGGACUGGGGAGACUCUCCCAAUGUUCUAGAGCCAUGGUGCUAGCCUGUGUAAUCCCUGUGCUCGGACCCUUGCUAUUUACAUCCUGUUCUCACUGGUGCAUGUGUGGGAAAUAUGAAGACCUUGUGCCUGCCUCCUUGUCCCUUGUUGUGACCUGUGCAAUGGUCAAUAUUCACUAACCCGUCUACCCACUGUUUCCACCUACUGGAUCCUGAACACACUACUGUUGAGUUCCUGGGCUAGGCAGCAUUACUCAAAUGGAAAUUGCUAACCAUUUAUAUAAUUUAUAUAACACUUGUAUUUCUGAUUUAUUCUUACAAGUCACUGCUGUUUUAUUGAAACUAACUUUAUGGACUUUGCAUUAAAGAGAGACCGAUUUCCAAUUUA
Molecule: messenger RNA, 2763 nt
Organism: Carcharodon carcharias (great white shark)
Lineage: Eukaryota; Metazoa; Chordata; Chondrichthyes; Lamniformes; Lamnidae
Gene: ilk
Product: integrin-linked kinase
Exons: 13
Coding region: 229-1587 (452 amino acids)
Biological process (GO): integrin-mediated signaling pathway; cell-matrix adhesion; protein phosphorylation
Cellular component (GO): focal adhesion; stress fiber
Molecular function (GO): protein kinase activity; protein binding; ATP binding
Source: RefSeq, a predicted model, not a curated record